UGCAGGCCUGUCCACAGAAAACCAACCACUUCGCAAUCUUGGGGCGGGGGGAGCCCCGCCUCUUCUCCGCACCUCGCACCCGCCAAAGGACGAGCUAAAUGGUUGUCCUGCGCACCCCCAAAGGCUGCCUCCCCACGCGAGCAGCCUGCCCCUGGCCAGGUCAUGUUUGCAUUUGAAGAAUUCAGUGAACAGAGUAUCUGCCAAGCUCGGGCCUCUGUGAUGGUCUACGAUGACAGCAGUAAGAAAUGGGUGCCCAUCAAACCCGGCCAGCAGGGCUUCAGCCGCAUCAACAUCUACCACAACACUGCCAGCAACACCUUCAGAGUCGUGGGCGUCAAGCUACAGGAUCAGCAGGUUGUGAUCAAUUAUUCAAUCGUGAAAGGACUGAAGUACAACCAGGCCACACCCACCUUCCACCAGUGGCGAGACGCCCGCCAGGUCUACGGCUUGAACUUUGCGAGCAAGGAGGAGGCCACCACAUUCUCCAACGCCAUGCUCUUCGCUCUGAAUGUCAUGAACUCCCAGGAAGGAGGCCCCUCCACCCAGCGGCCGGUACAGAAUGGCCCCUCUCCGGAUGAGAUGGAUAUCCCCAGAAGACAAGUGAUGGAGCACCAGCAGCAGCAGCGUCAGGAGUCUCUGGAGAGACGGGCCUCUGCCCCAGGGCCCAUCCUCCCACCAGGGCACCCCUCAUCGGCAACCAGCGCACCCCUCUCCUGUAGCGGGCCUCCACCCCCGCCUCCACCACCUGUCCCUCCCCCACCCACGGGGACCACCCCUCCGCCCCCGCCCCCACUGCCAGCAGGAGGUGCACAGGGGACCAGUCAUGACGAGAGCUCCGUGUCUGGACUGGCCGCUGCCCUGGCUGGGGCCAAGCUGCGGAGAGUCCCAAGGCCAGAAGAUGCAUCUGGAGGCCCCAGCCCCAGCGGGACCAAGACAGACCCCAACCGGGCGAGCAGUGGGGGUGGCGGAGGAGGCCUCAUGGAGGAGAUGAACAAGCUGCUUGCCAAGAGGAGGAAAGCGGCCUCCCAGACAGACAAGCCGGCUGACAGAAAGGAAGACGAGAGCCAAACAGAAGACCCCAGCCCCUCGCCGUCACCAAGUACCCGCACAGCUGGUCCGCCUGCGAAUGCCCCAGAGGCCGGCCGGAAGCCCUGGGAGCGCAGCAACUCUGUGGAGAAGCCGGUAUCUUCAUUGCUGUCCAGAACCCCGUCCGUGGCCAAGAGCCCCGAAGCUAAGGGCCCCCUCCAGUCACAGCCUCACCCUAGGAUGAAGCCGGCCGGGAGCGUGAAUGACGUGGCCCUGGAUGCCUUCGACUUCGACCGGAUGAAGCAGGAGAUCCUGGAAGAGGUGGUCAGAGAGCUGCACAGAGUGAAGGAGGAGAUCAUUGAGGCCAUCAGGCAAGAGCUGAGCGGAAUCAGCACCACCUAGCCAGCCCGCCGCCACCACCAGAACAGGAGCAGCCUCUCCUGAGAGCCGUCCACAGCGAGGGCCGUGCGAUUCCUGGGUUUGAUGUGGUUUUCAUUUUUUUAGAUUCUACCUGACAGCACCCACCGGCCUCCUCAUCUCUUUUGUAUUUUAUAUUUGCUUAUUUAAAUGUCUGUUUGUUCUGCCCCUCCAGCGAAGCCCCCCAUCAAUCGCCAUCAGAUGGCAGCCCCUAGAGGGCGCUCCGCCCGGGUGCCGCCCUUCCCCGCGGAAGCGUCCCUGCGGGUGUCCGUGUCCACAUGGGUAAUAAACUGUCCACUGUCCACUUGC
Echinops telfairi (small Madagascar hedgehog) is the source of this 1752-nucleotide messenger RNA. It is a transcript of the gene EVL, whose product is annotated as Enah/Vasp-like. Gene Ontology annotation, cellular component: cytoskeleton. Gene Ontology annotation, biological process: protein homotetramerization; positive regulation of actin filament polymerization; actin polymerization or depolymerization. NCBI's taxonomy places the organism in Eukaryota, Metazoa, Chordata, Mammalia, Afrosoricida, Tenrecidae. The transcript has 14 exons. Bases 163 to 1428 code for a protein of 421 amino acids. The record is from RefSeq and is a predicted model, not a curated record. Gene Ontology annotation, molecular function: actin binding; SH3 domain binding; profilin binding.